Lecanosticta acicola is the source of this 2987-nucleotide messenger RNA. NCBI's taxonomy places the organism in Eukaryota, Fungi, Ascomycota, Dothideomycetes, Mycosphaerellales, Mycosphaerellaceae. The record is from the annotation of a GenBank genome assembly.
AUGUCGGACUCGGAGGACGAUAAGCCACUUGUGGGUAUGUUUUACCAGCGAUGCGAUCCCAUGCCUGGAGGGCUGGAUUUGGCUUCAGGCUUCACAUCCCUCGGCCCUGUUACUCGGUCAAUUUUUGCAUACUUCUUUCUCAACAUGGGCCUCUGCCGUCACCUCACAGGCCUCUGCAUCUUUACACAUGCUAGCUCAGCACAUACUUGACUUCAUCCAAUUUUCUCUUCUCUUUCAAACAUACCGCAACUUCACGUGCCUCAUCACUAACACACUUCUGCAACAGCCAAGUCCAAACCGAUUGUCUCAGAAGCCGACAUGUCCAACGGCAACACGCCGAGCAAAGGCACUGCUUUGCCUGGCAUCAGCAUAGCCAAUGGGCCCGUCGAGGAGAUGGAUAUUGAUAAGCCCAUCACCAAUGGCGUCAAGAAUGGCAUCACGAACGGCAAGCGGAAAGCCUCACUAGCCAAUGGCAAGAGCUACAAGGACGAGAGCGAUUCCGACGACGACGUGCCCCUGCAGAAGAAGCGUAAGACCGCAGCCGUCUCAGACGAUUCCGAUGAUGAACCUAUCGUAAAGAAGAAAACAUCGCUGCCACCCAAAGUGACUGCAGCUCAAGUCGGCGAGGAAUCGGGCGACGAACCGAUUAUCAGCAAGUUGCAGAAAGAGAAAGCUGCCAUCGAGAAGAAGGCCGAGAAGGAAGCGAAGGCGAUUCGGAAAGGCGAGGCCGCCGACGCGAAGAAGAAGGCCAAGAAGGUGGAGAGCGAUGACGAAGACGACGUACCUCUUGCCAAGAAGAAGGCUACGGCCAAGCAGCAAGCAAAGAAAAUCAAGAAAGAGGAGUCGGACGACGACGACAAGCCUCUGGCGAAGAAGGCAAAGAAAGCCGCACCUGCAAGGAAGACUACUGUCAAGAAGGAAGAGACACCAGCGAAGAAAGGCAAAGGCAAAGUCAAAGAGGAGAGUCCAGAGGAAGGUGAGGACGAGGAAGAAACAUACGAGUGGUGGAAUGAUCCGAUGAAGAGCGACGGCACAACCAAAUGGACGACGCUCGAGCACAAUGGUGUCGUGUUUCCACCAGAGUAUGAACCUCUGCCAAGCAACGUCAAGAUGCUUUACGACGGGGUGCCAGUGAGCAUGCACAAGGAUGCCGAAGAGAUCGCACAUGGUUUUGGAAGCAUGCUCAACUCAGAGCACAACGUGCAGAAUCCAACCUUCCAGAAGAACUUCUUCGCCGACUUCAAGGAGAUGCUUGACAAGACCAGCCACGCCAAAGGUCCAGACGGCAAGACAGUCAAGAUUACCAAAUUCGAAAAAUGCGAUUUCAAGCCGAUCUUCAACUAUGUCGAUGCUGAACGUCAAGCCAAGAAAGCGCUACCAGCUGCCGAGAAAAAGAGACUGAAAGCCGAAAAGGACGAGCUGGAGGCUCCUUACAUGUACUGCAUGUGGGAUGGCCGCAAGCAGAAAGUCGGCAACUUCCGCGUCGAACCGCCAGGCCUCUUUCGCGGUCGUGGCGAGCACCCGAAGACUGGCAAGUGGAAGAAGCGCGUACAGCCAGAGCAGAUCACCAUCAACAUCGGCAAGGAAGCUAUGGUGCCAAAACCGCCGGAGGGCCACAAGUGGAAGGAAGUCAAGCACGACCAGGAGGGCACUUGGCUGGCCAUGUGGCAGGAGAACAUCAACAACGCGUACAAGUAUGUCAUGUUGGCGGCGAAUUCCGACGUCAAAGGCCAAAGCGACUUCAAGAAGUUUGAGAAAGCUCGCGAAUUGAAGAAGCAUAUCGACAGGAUCCGCAAGAACUACAACAAAGAGCUCAAAUCGAAAGUCAUGGCUGAGCGUCAGCGCGCAACCGCAGUCUACCUCAUCGACCAGUACGCUCUUCGUGCUGGCAACGAGAAGGGCGAAGACGAAGCCGACACUGUUGGUUGUUGCUCGCUCAAAUUCGAGCACAUCACACUGUCGCCGCCAAACAAGGUGGAGUUCGAUUUCUUGGGAAAGGAUUCCAUCCGCUUCAACGAGAUCAUGGAAGUCGAUCACCAGGUCUUCAAGAAUCUAGGCCUGUUCAAGAGACCGCCAAAGAAAGCCGGCGACGAGAUCUUCGAUCGGCUUACGACUUCAGGGCUCAACAAGCACCUGGCACAAUACAUGCCAGGUCUCACGGCCAAAGUCUUCCGUACUUACAAUGCCUCGUAUACGAUGUCUCAACUGCUUCAAGAGAUGAAAGCUGAGGGCACCAUUCCCGAGAAGGUCAAGGCGUACAAUGAUGCGAAUCGCAGGGUGGCCAUCCUCUGUAACCACAAGCGCACAGUUGCUGCAAGCCACGAGCAAACUAUGGAGAAGUUGGAGGAGAAGAUCAAUGGUCUUCGCUACCAGCAAUAUCGAGUCAAGCAAAUGAUGCUCGCCUUGGAACCCAAGCUCAAGAAGAAGAAAGGCGAGGCUUUCUUUGCACUGCCUGAAGGUCUUAACAAGGAGUGGCAAGAGGCUCAUCACAAGGCUCUCGUCGAGGCGGAGCAGCAGAAGAUCGAGAAGAAGUUCAACAAAGAGAACGAGAAGCUUGCUGCGGAGGGCUCCAAGGCAAUGAAACCGAAGGAGCUCGAGGAGCGAAUGGAGGUGGCGAAGGAACUGGAGGCGAAGCUCAAGCAGGAACUCAAGCGCGGUAAAGUCGAGCCUGAGGGCAAGGCAGCUUCCGUCGACAAGUACGAAAAGGACAUCGAAAAGCUGGACGCCCGCAUUGCGAACAUGAUGACGCAGGCCGAGGACCGCGACAACAACAAGGAGGUCGCCCUGGGCACUUCCAAGAUCGUAAGUGCCCGAAGCCUGCACGAUUGCAUGAAGGAGCUAACAUUCCGCAGAACUACAUCGAUCCUCGUCUCACCGUCGUAUUCUCGAAGAAGUUUGAUGUGCCCAUCGAGCGCUUCUUCUCGAAGACGUUGCGGGAGAAGUUCGAGUGGGCCAUCAAGUCGGUCGAUGGCGACUGGGAGUUCUAA